AUGGCUACAAAGGUGGCGUGGAUCAAGGCCGACACCAAGGCCAUCCUGGCCAUCCACGAGCACGUCAUCACCAACAACCAGCGGCUUUCCGUCACGCACAACGACUUCAACACGUGGACCCUCAACCUGCGUGGCGUGAAGCGCGAGGACCGCGGCCAGUACAUGUGCCAGGUCAACACGGACCCCAUGAAGAGCCAGACGGCGUUCCUGGAGGUGGUGAUCCCACCGGACAUCAUCUACGAGGAGACGUCCGGAGACCUCAUGGUGCCCGAAGGAGGCUCGGCGAAGCUGGUGUGCAAGGCGCGCGGCUACCCCAAGCCCAAGGUGGUCUGGAGGCGGGAGGACGGUGGCGACAUCGUGCUGCGCGGGGGCCAGAGCUCGAAGACCAGGGUGCAGUCGGUGGAGGGGGAGGUGCUGACGCUGACCAAGGUCACCCGCUCCGAGAUGGGCGCCUACCUCUGCAUCGCCGCCAACGGCGUCCCGCCCUCCGUCAGCAAGAGGAUGAUGGUGCACGUGCACUUCCACCCGCUGAUCCAAGUGCCGAACCAGCUGGUGGGGGCGCCCACCGGCACGGACGUGGCCCUGCAGUGCCACGUCGAGGCCUCCCCCAAGGCCAUCAACUACUGGACGCGCGACACGGGGGAGAUGAUCAUCGCCAACGACAAGUACAACAUGACAGAGAUCAACAGCUCCUUGUACAGCGUCCAGAUGAAGCUGGUCAUCCGCAAGAUCAAGAAGUCCGACCUCGGUGGCUACAAGUGCAUCUCCAAGAACUCCAUUGGCGAUGCGGAGGGCAACAUCCGACUCUACGAAAUGGAGCUGCCAAAGCGUGCUAAGAGCGCGCUAGAUGGCCUGGACGACGGGGACAGUGGCUCCGAAGCCGAGUCAUCAGGGGAGGCGGAUCUGGAGGAGAACAGCCCACGGCUCUACAAUGGCUACCGGGAAUCCCUGCGAGAGACGGCGGGAGGCCCGGGAGGAAGCGACUCUGGGGGCGGGCUCGGUGGCGGUGGUGGCGGAGGUGGCGGCCUAGCACUCACUUGGCUGCUGCCACUGCUGCACCUGCAGCUGUGA
This is a messenger RNA of Schistocerca serialis cubense, 1071 nucleotides long. Its product is annotated as lachesin-like. NCBI's taxonomy places the organism in Eukaryota, Metazoa, Arthropoda, Insecta, Orthoptera, Acrididae. The transcript has 7 exons. The coding region runs from base 1 to 1071 and encodes 356 amino acids. Gene Ontology annotation, cellular component: neuron projection. The record is from RefSeq and is a predicted model, not a curated record.